Molecule: messenger RNA, 4899 nt
Organism: Ostrea edulis (European flat oyster)
Lineage: Eukaryota; Metazoa; Mollusca; Bivalvia; Ostreida; Ostreidae
Product: glucose dehydrogenase [FAD, quinone]-like
Exons: 12
Coding region: 172-2004 (610 amino acids)
Molecular function (GO): flavin adenine dinucleotide binding; oxidoreductase activity, acting on CH-OH group of donors
Source: RefSeq, a predicted model, not a curated record
GCAGGUAAAUAAACCGUGUCCUAUAUUAAGUGUGCCUUUCCUUCUGUCGAAGUGUAAUGUUGUCUUUUCCAAAUUAAUGGGUUAAGCCUAGUAGUGUAGAAACCUAAGGAGGGUGGAUAUUCGAACCGCAGAGUGUCUGAGAGUGGAGACACAAACGCACAUUCGCAAAAUAUGGUACUGAAGGCGGCCAUAAUCGUUUUAAUCCUUGCUGUAGCAGUGGUGUAUUUCACAAAGAACCGAAACAACACAGAUGAACAAAUCUCACUAAAUUCGUCCUAUGAUUACAUCAUACUGGGAGCAGGUUCGGCGGUAUGUGUUCUAACGAACAGACUGUCCGAGAACCCGGAAUCCUCAGUACUUAUCCUAGAAGCCGGUGGUUCCGAACUUGAAAAUGACAAUAUAAGUAUCCCAUUAGCCUUUGCUAAUAUACAGCUAUCAAAGCAAGACUGGAUGUUCAGAAGCGUACCUCAGAAGAAAGCGUGUUUGGCAAUGCGUGACAAGCGAUGUUCCUGGCCACAAGGAAGAGUCCUUGGAGGAACUAGGAACAUGAACUCCAUGCAAUAUAUCCGCGGCAGUCGUCAUGACUACGAUGGUUGGGCAAGAGAGGGGUGUACAGGAUGGAGCUAUAGAGACGUUCUCCCAUAUUUCAUUAAAUCAGAAGAUGUGCAGAUUCCAGAGCUUCAAAAGUCAGAAUAUCAUGGAAAAGGAGGUUAUUUGUCCGUCAGUGACGGUACUGCCACGCCCCUCAAUAAGAAAAUUUAUGCCCGAGCAAUGGAGGAACUCGGAUAUCCCAUCACAGAUUGUAACGGCAAAUCACAAAUAGGUUAUUGCUCGUCUCAGGAAACAGUAAAUAAUGGAGAGCGUUGUAGUACUGUUAAAGCCUUUCUAAGACCCGCCAUGGGACGCAGGAAUCUUCACGUCUCUAUGAAUUCCCAUGUUACAAAGAUUUUGAUCAAAGACAAGAAGGCAGUGGGUGACACGUUUGUGAAAGACAACAGGAAGCACGUGAUCAUGGCACACAAAGAGGUCAUUGUCUCCGCAGGAGCUGUCAGCUCACCCCAGAUCCUGAUGCUUUCUGGAAUAGGACCGAAGGAACAUCUAGAAUCAAAAGGGAUCCCAGUGGUUGCUGAUCUCCCUGUCGGGGAUAAUUUACAGGACCAUGUAAUGACAUUCCUAGAAUUCCAUGACAAUUCCUCAACUGUGGCAAGCCUAGCCAAGGUUUCGUCACCCAUAACCAUCUUACAAUAUUUAGCUAUGAAGUCAGGUAGUUUGGGCAAGACUCAUUUGGAGGGUACGGCGUUUCUCACGGACGACGAAAUACUUCCACCUUAUUCACAGUUUCACUUCUCCAGCAUUGCUUACGCUCCAGAAAUCACACAACUAUUUAUAGAUAACCUUAAUAUUGAUAAAAAGUUAAAACAAGGCAAAGAAAAGGAAUUUCAAGAGAAGAUAGACAAAAAUAUAGGAACAUUUAUCGUGCUACCCAUUCUUCUCCAUCCAAAGAGUAGAGGGACCAUACGCCUUCAGAGUGAUGAUCCUUUUGAUCCGCCACUAAUAGAUCCAAACUACCUUGAUCACCCAGACGACAUCAAGACGUUCUUGAGAGGAGUACGAAAAUGUCUUCGACUAGGUAACACUGAAGCUUUUCAAUCAAUUGGUGCCUCACCACAGGAUCCUUUAGAGGCAUACACUCCCCAGUGUGAUGAGUUUCCUAUAGAUUCAGACGAGUACUGGUUUUGCAGACUGAGGCAUUAUACCUACACGGUCUAUCAUCCGACCUCCACUUGUCGAAUGGGGGCCAAAGAUGAUCUUACGGCAGUGGUUGAUUCUGAACUCAGAGUUAGAAGAAUCCCAAAUCUUCGGGUUGUCGAUGCGUCCGUCAUGCGCAAUAUUCCUUCCGGAAACACGAACGCUCCAACCAUCAUGAUUGCAGAAAAAGCGGCAGAUAUGAUAAGAAACAUAGAUAGUGUGAAAUCUAUUCGAGAGAAAAUUGGACAGUUAUGAUAGAUGAUGAUACAUGUAAUGGCCAAUGGUUAUUGUAGUAAAUGAUGAUAUUGGACGUGAUAUUGCUGACAAGAAGUGCAAGCGAUAUUGUGAAGUCUAUUUAAGUAUACUGCUUCCUUUGUAAGAAAGGAAAUAACAGUGUACGACCAAAAUAUACAUUUACAGUUCACCAAUUUUAAAAUAGUUUUGAAACUUUGCAGAACGCUAAUGAUUGUUGACAGAGCAAAAGGUCUGAAAAGGAAUAUAUACAUUUCCUGAAAAACGUUUUCAGGUGUUUGUUUCCCGAAUGUUUUGUAUGGAGAUUAUAAGCGUUGUUCAUUCACAAUUUUCCUUUAUUGAUGAAGCUAUUGAUAUUGUGAAGACCAUUGGGGUCUGAUUUUUCCUAACAGGCAGAAGAUAAUUAGAGCAUAAAAUAUAUUUACAAGACUACGAGUUUAAGGAAGUUUGAAAUUCGCCAUAACACUGGUGACUAUUUAUAGUGCUUCCACCAGUAACGCAGAAUUUGGACUUGGGUUAAAAAUUGACACAGGAUUCAAUUUGUGAAAUUCUUACCCUCUGUCAGUUUUCAACAUCUUAAUAUUUUUUCUCAACACUUGUGACCUCAACGUAUUGAAAAUUGACUCUGUUGGAUAUUGACUCCGAAACUACAGAUAUGUUGUUGUAUAUGAUUUAUAUGUAUUUACUAUUUGCUGUCUGACGUGUUUCAUACCGAUUGUUAAGCCGUUCUUGGCACACUGAUUUGACUGCAGAUAACUCCGUUUACCUGAUCAGGAUAUGGGGCUUACGGCGGGUGUGACCGGUCAACAGGGGAUGCUUACUCCUCCUAGGCAUCUGAUGCCACCUCUGGUGUGACCAGGGGUCCGUGUUUGCCCAACUAUCUAUUUUGUAUUGCUUGUAGUAGUUAUGAGAUUGAUCACUGUUCGUUAUCUUCACCUUGCAUAUGUAUAAACUAUAUCAAAAUUCUAAAUAAAAAGAUGAAAACCGUACUGAAAUCAGCAAAUUCACGACAUUUUAAAUAUACAAGUUGUUGAUCAUUACACGAAAUACUUAUCUUUAUGUUUGCCACGGUUUUCUCACAUUUUCACCUGAGUGAGAUCGACUUUACCUACGUGAGACAGCCAUGUGAGAUUUUUCUAUCUCGCACUUCUGCGACGUCAUUUGAUUGGGGUGUCAUGUAUUUUCUAUGUUUUAUUAUACACGGCGAAUAUUUAUGUUACACAGUGAAGUAUAGUCAGUUUUUAAAUCGAGGCAAGCUACUGACAAACAAGUAACAGUCUCGUUUAAAAUCAGCAUUUCGCAAAUUCUAAGGUCAAUAUAAUGAUCUAGUUUGCUAAUACAACCUAUCAUUGGGUCAAAUGUUGUCUGACGUGUUUCAUACCGAUUGUUAGGCCGUUCUUGGCACACUGAUUUCAACUACGGAUUAUUCCUUUUACCUGAUCAAGAUAUAGGGCUCACGACGGAUGUGACCCGUCUACACGGGAUGCUUACUCCUCCUAGGCAGCUGAUCCCACCUCUGGUAUAUCCAGGGCACUUAUUUGACCAACUCUCUUUUUUGUAUUGCUUAUAUAUACAUCAAAAUUGGUACCGUAUAAGUUUUACAUUAUAGGAGGUAUGGGAGUGAUCACUGUUCGUAUCUUAACCUUUCAUUGUUUUGUUUUUUAAAUUUUAAUGUAGUGUAGCUUUCUGGUGGACAACCUUAAUAUUUUUAGUUUACACUUACAGUGUAAACCAUUUUCGGGUAUGUUACUUCUUUUUAGUUUUUGCAUCAAAGUUCAAAUGAGGAUUUUGAUAAUUUAAAAUUUUCUCAUCGCUCCUAAAUUUAUGAACACGAUUCGCUGUGAGUUAGAGUUAGACUGCUAAGUUUGUCUCCUCGGUAGAAUUUCCCCAUCCUACACUUGUAUUCAUGGAGGAUUAUAUUCGUCUAAUCGUCGGGAACCCCCGGUUGAUUCAGGGGGAGGGGGUGUUGAUUUGAGGUCACGGUCGGGAAACCAAGGCUACAGAUUCCACUUUGCUCCUUCUUGUGACAGAAACUGGAACAAAAGGUAAUCAACCGUGGAUGUCCGCCGGUGUGAACAUCCAUGUCAAAAGUUAUACGGGGUUCCUCUAUCGUGUACCCAACCGACGUCUAUUAACACCAACAGCGUAUUGUAUACCUAAGGCAGUUUUCUAUGGAUUCAUUUGAUCGAUUUCUAUAAAUUUAUUUUCUGUAUCGACUGUGCAGCUCAGCUGUAAUUUUCAUACAUAUGGAUCUAUUUUACUGUCAAUAAUUUAUUUUGCAAACACAUUUUUUCUGCAAAACAAAACAUUCAAGUUCAUUAGUUUGAAUUUACUCUGUGAUGGCUGAUAUUUGUUUUUUUUAUUUGUUUUCAUUCGUAAAAAUUCGAUUUGAAUUAUCAUAGAUGUUCAAUGCAUGCUGGGUAUCAAUUUUACUAUUAUCAAUGGAAAAGAAUUUUAUAUUACCCUUGAAUAUAAAACUCUUUAGUUUUAUGAUGUUUUGAUCAGUCAUCUCUUUCUUAAAAAUCGGAAAUAAUAAAUGUUUUCAUUCCAAUUAUAUAUCAAAUUCAUGUGCUGUCUAUGAAAUUGUCCUAUUCUCAAUGAAAACAAAUCAGGACUGUAAUACGUGGAACACAGGCAUGUGUUUGUAAAAGCUUAAUAUUCUAGGUUGAAAUAAAAUGUGUUUUAAAACAGAUUGUUUUAAAAUCUGGAACAUGAUAAGAAGAUAUUCAUUGUGAGUUCAUUGCUAGAACUGUAAGUAAAUCCAUGGGCUUAAUGGAUGAAAGGUGAAUGUAAUGAACAAUGAUCAAUCUCAUAACUCUUUAAAGCAAUACAAAAUAAAUAGUUGGGCAAACACGGACCCCUGGACACACCAUAAGUGGGAUCAGGUGCCCAGGAGGA